Zophobas morio is the source of this 1399-nucleotide messenger RNA. RefSeq names its product ribosome biogenesis protein wdr12-like. The coding region runs from base 29 to 1273 and encodes 414 amino acids. Gene Ontology annotation, molecular function: protein binding. NCBI's taxonomy places the organism in Eukaryota, Metazoa, Arthropoda, Insecta, Coleoptera, Tenebrionidae. The record is from RefSeq and is a predicted model, not a curated record. The transcript is spliced from 12 exons.
UAUACAUGAUUAGUAAAUAAUAUGAUACAUGGUUGAAUUAAAAAAUAAUAUUACUACAGUACGAGUUAGUUUUCAUGCUUUACAGAAGCAGUAUACCGUUACCGAACUACCUGUGAGUGUGCCCCUGGGGUUAAAAAGAUAUGGCUUGAGUGAGAUCAUUAAUCACCUUUUGGAACUGGAUCCUAUUGUCCCUUUUGACAUCUUUGUGAACGGUAAAUAUCUUAAUUCAACUUUAGCCUCAGCAAUAGAAGAGCAUGGUCUUUCUACUGAGACGGUUAUUACACUUAAGUUUUGCGAAGCUUUUCGAGCGCCGUCAGCAAAAUUUCAAGCAUCCGUUAGUGAUUGGGUUUCUUCGAUAGCAUUUCUGAGUUCAAAUCUAUGCAUUGCUGGUUUGUAUGAUAGCACAGUAGAGAUUUGGGAUACAAAUACCAAUGUUUUAGUGCAUAAAAGUUCAUUCCAUACAAAUUGCAUUAAGUCCGUAGCGUUAAUUUCUUCAGAUGCAAAUAAAUACAUAUGCAUUACUUCUUCGUUGGACCAGCUUGCAACUAUUUUUGAAUACGACGCUCUGACUCAAGUCGUUAGCCCGUUGUAUAUUUUGAGUGGCCAUGUGGCAUCCGUGGAGGACGUCGCUGUGAAUCCUAGGAAAACUCACGUAGUCACCAGCAGUUGGGAUUUGUCUCUGCGGUUGUGGGACUCUUCCUUUGAAGAAGAAAAGUACGAAAGCUAUGCAGCCAAACGCUCUCACGCAAAGAUCCCCUCUUCAUGUCCAGAGCGAGAAAGCAUAGCGUUGUACGAAGGCCACUCAGGGGCGGUGACCGGCUGCCUAUGGACGGAUGAGUCUUCUUUUGCGAGCUGCAGCUGGGACCACUCCAUACGACUUUGGGAUGUUGAAGCCGCCACCAGUACUCAAAUACUGGUGGGACCCACUGCACUGAACGACUUGGCAGCCUCUCCGGAUUCCCGCCUGUUUGCCACUGCAAGUUCUGAUUCUACGGUGAGAGUAUGGGACCCCCGCGCCCAGGGGUCGGUGAUCGCACUCACGCUUCCUGCGGGACAUACGAGUCUGGUGACGUGCGUCUCCUGGGAUCCUGCAAAGUGCAACCAAUUUGUUAGCGGCUCUUAUGACAGGAAAAUUAACGUGUGGGAUUUGCGCUCUUCUUUGCCGCUUCACCAAAUGAACGAACACUCCGAUGAUGUGCUAUGCGUAGUUUGUUCGGAUGACGGCAUCAUUGCUAGCGGCUCGAAGGACCAAACUAUUGUUUUCAGAAAGUAGUUGUGCUAGAAAGUUUGGGAAUUAUCAUUCCCUCCUGCAAUAAAGUACGCUUUAUUGAGGCUUCGAUUGGGAGGGCCAUGUCUCAUGGCCACCAGUUUUUUGCCUCUUGUCCCCUCUGACGUUAAC